Diaporthe batatas is the source of this 3874-nucleotide messenger RNA. RefSeq lists its product as uncharacterized. Lineage: Eukaryota; Fungi; Ascomycota; Sordariomycetes; Diaporthales; Diaporthaceae. Bases 1116 to 3425 code for a protein of 769 amino acids. Gene Ontology annotation, cellular component: plasma membrane. The transcript has a single exon. The record is from RefSeq and is a predicted model, not a curated record. Gene Ontology annotation, biological process: cellular response to pH.
GGAUCGCCCAAAUCUUGAUUCUGCCAUCAUAGUACUCCGUACCUCCCACCGUCUGUCUCCUUCCUGUAUGUGGUGGCCUAGUACAUAGUAGGUUCCUACCGUAUGCAGCAGGCGCUCCUACCCCAGUCAUCACGGUCCCUCAUUCCCAGGACUGCUCCUGCCCCGGUCCUGGUCCUUGUCUGGAUUUGGUCGCAAUCCUGCAGUCCCAGUCCUCCAAUCCUGGUCCAUUUCGAAUCCUCUCGACUGCAUAUCCCUCACUCCCUCCUCGUCCCAUCGGUCCAACCCCCGUCUGCUGUCCCCAAUGCGUCAAAGUUCAAACACUUUCGAGACAGAUCCGGGCAGGAAACGCAAGACUCUCUCAGAUAAUCUGCCCUCGAGUCAAGUAUUCUCCCGCCCGACCACCACCAAAGUGUCACCCCCCCGGGAUCCGUUGCUCAACUGGCCCUGGUCUUCCUCCAAUCGUGCCGCCUGCUGAAGUCCGGCUAGCGAGCGCCCAAACAUCGUCCCGCCCUGGUCCUCCCGACUCGGCUUCUGUCGCCCACGCCCCCCCCAGCAACACAAUUAGCCCAGUCCAGGCGCCGCUGCCACUGUGGUGGCUAUCUGAGGCCCCCCGGAAACUCUUCGCCUUCCUGCGUCUUACAUCUCUCGCUCAUGCCCAAGCUCUCUCGGCGCCCAGACUUCGCCGUUCCUCCCCCACGUUUGACCACUUUCGACAUAUCGAUCACUUCGACCUUAUUCUGCCAACCACUUAACCCAAUUGUGUGGAUCAUCAAGAGAAGGCGUCUGUGUUCCGUGAUACGACUCACAAAAGUUGCACACUAUUACAACACAAAGAACGCGCUCGCUGCGCUGCCAAAGGGAAACCGCCGAGUCCCGAUUGCGACGAUCCCGACGACCCUGACGACGACUUCAACCCACGAAAGCCCGUAGCACUCGGGCGCCUCAGAGAGACAGGACUGGAAACCAAGGACCGAGGCUUCUGUUCACGCGUGGCAUUCGUCCUGUGUUGAUCGAAUGGCGUGUGGCCGGUAGGAUUCAAUUGAGGACGAGUUCCUACCCACAUCGACAGUGCCAGCGGCUGGCCGCGACUCGACUCGGUUUCGUAGCUAGCCAUCAUGGAGGUGCGGCAACUCAUCGUACCGAGCUCGCCGGACAAGGCGGGCUCCUUGAACUCAGGAUGCACUUCCUUCAAUCUGCCCGAAGGAGGUGUCAUCAACAUUCCCGGCAUGGAUCCUAUAACACUCACCGCCGACGCCGCGUUCCGACCACAAUGUCAACAGACGACAUCGCCCAUCAUCAUCGCCAACCCCGGCGUGACCAUGGAGGAGACUACCGGGGCUUCCGACAUCACUAAUAUCGCAUACUCAGAUUUCCGAGAUCCCUUUUACGCUUCCACCUUUCCACAAUGUUAUGCUCUCGCCGCGACGACCGUCAUCGCAUAUACGUUGGUCAUCAUGCUGUUCAUCACGCCCAGGUCAUUCGUCGACGGCGGUGUGGUCGUUCUCGGGAGGAGGAGCUUCACAGAUGGUGGCACAGGUGGCACCAAUAUUGGGGGUCGUCCCUGGCUCCAGAAGGUGGCAGCCUUGUUUGUCGCCAUCUCCCUAACCAUCGCCACCGUCGACACGUUUCGCGUGGCCGAGCAACAAUAUUCGCAAGGGAUCCAGAACGCCGAAGUCCUGCAGCAGGAGGUUUUGGGGGGCACAGAGCUCAAGGUUAUCCGGAUAAUAUCCGAGGCAUUCCUGUGGCUCGCCCAGGCCCAGACACUCAUCAGGCUCUUUCCUCGUCGGCGAGAAAAGAUCAUUAUCAAGUGGACCGCCUUCGCGCUCAUCGCCUUGGGCGUCAUCUUCGACUCGCUCAACAGCUUCCUGUACACCAACCAGGGGUCCCUCCGGCCACGGUCUUUUACUGAUGCCAUCCCCGCCCUCAGCUAUCUCUUCCAGCUGUCGCUUGGUGUUCUGUACGCUGCUUGGGUCAUUUACUACUCCUUCAUGAAGAAGCAUUAUGCGUAUUAUCACCCGCAGAUGCGCAACAUGUGCUUGGUAGCCCUGCUCUCGGUCUUGGCUGUCCUCGUACCCGUUGUCUUCUUUAUUCUUGAUAUCAGGAAACCCGACUUCACUGGCUGGGGAGACUAUGUCCGCUGGGUUGGCGCUGCGGCAGCCAGCGUAAUUGUGUGGGAAUGGGUUGAGCGGAUAGAGGCCCUGGAAAGAGAAGAGAAGAAGGACGGAAUUCUGGGACGUGAGGUCUUCGACGGAGACGAGAUGGUCGGAACGUCGUCCUCGGAAUUCGGAUGGCCGCGCAAGAGGAGGAACACGAAACGCGAGGGUGACGAUGAUGACGCGCCCGACGGCGGCGAGAGUGGACAGGCGCAGCCACGCGAGAACCCCACAACCGCCGCCACGAGCAGUAACCCGUGGCCGAUAGUAACGUCCCUUGCGAAUCGAUAUCGACAGAAGUCCAGGGCGAAACCCGGAGAGGAAACCCCGCAAAAUGGAAACAGCACACGCACUCCGAACAUCCGCUUCCUGCAGCCACCUCUGUGGCCGUCUCGACCACCACCUGCUGUCACUCCAGUUUCCCGGACUGACACAGCAAGCGCAGACAGCACUGUGUAUGCUGUCCGCUACCACCCCAUGUCUGAGACAUCUGGGACAAACACCGAACCAUUUCCCGAACAUUAUUCAACACCUCUACCAGCAGUCGUACCCGAGAUUCAGGAGCCUAGCAUGCGGAUAGAGGACGCAGAGGAUCGUGGAGCGGAUGUUGACAGGAAUUUCACUGCGACGCCUGACGCCUCGGUGACACCCAGCCAGUCAGCCAGCCAAGCUGCUGGUCGUGCUAACCAGGCUUCGAAGCCUCCUACCAGCCAAACCCCCAGCACCUCGAAUAACUACCGCAUGCGAGCUUUCAGCCAGGCGAGCCAGCUGUUCCGAAAUCCGUCCAAGUCGAACAUGUCAAACGAGGGAUCCAACAAGGUCAGCCAACCAAGUCCGCAAGAAGGUAGCAACAGCAGCCGCUGGGAUUUCAGGUCGCGCUUCGAGGAUUUUGCCGCUUCUCAGGCCGACAGGCUGCGUGACCGUAUCCGACCCACCAUGGACACGGAGAGCUUGCCGGUCACGGUCAUUCCGGCACCGCCUCGGCGGGGUACUGGCCUUCAGCAGCUGAGGGAGGAGCAGUCACAGCAGAGUCGACCACGUCCGGCACAGCCUGCGCUGCAAAUACAGACGUCGAGCAGCAAUGUCACGCAGAGGACGUCGCCACCGACCUCAGGGCCGGUAUCACCGCGGCUCUGGAGGAGCAACAGUGGCGCGUCUGCUGCGGUUGUGUCGCCCUUGACGGCUGAAGAGGCAAGCGGGCCACUACCGAAUGAGCCACUGUCUCCGGUGGCUGCGGGCAAGAGGCCAGCCGCCGGUCCUCGCCAGCCAUAAUCAAGCUCACGUGAUGAGGCGCGGGUUUCUUUUUGGGGGUUUCAACCUAUUCUUUAGCGCAUGGUGUUGGGGAAACUUGCAUUUUCGCAAAGCGAUCAAUGGGAUACCGGGCUUUUUUUUGGAUUUUUCAUUUUGGGAUACCACCAAAACAAAAUGGGUCUGGGAUGGCAUUAUCGGGCAGACGACGCCCUCGGAUGCCGGGGCGGUCGAGCCGAUGUUGUUUUUUGUCUCCUCCAACAAGUCACGGAGGUGCAAACCGAGGCGCAGAUGGAUUUGGGAAACAGGUAAAUACUUCAGUCCGGGGCGGGGGAAAAGGUCUGUUCAUACUACAGGGUCCUGAGGAUCAAUCCGCCCAGCGAUUGAUCUAGCUGUGUAUAUAGAUGAAUGAUUACGAAGUGAUACGUUCGCGCGAUCUCGUCGCUAAAAAGAAUUUGGUCUUCUUGUCCUCG